Messenger RNA from Dictyostelium purpureum, 1320 nucleotides. RefSeq lists its product as uncharacterized. Lineage: Eukaryota; Evosea; Eumycetozoa; Dictyosteliales; Dictyosteliaceae. Gene Ontology annotation, molecular function: protein binding. The coding region runs from base 1 to 1320 and encodes 439 amino acids. The record is from RefSeq and is a predicted model, not a curated record. The transcript has a single exon.
AUGUCAUUUUUAUUUAAAAAAAAAAAAGAUAAAAGCAGCACAGAUUCUAAAGAUAAAAAAAAAGAUACAAAGAAAAAAGACAGCAAGAAAAAAGACAAGAAAUCAAUGAGCAAACUAUCAAUUGACUCAUUACCAAAUCUUUUAUUAGCCAAUAUAUUGACAAUUGUUAGCGACGAGCACCACGACAAUGUUAGUGCAUACAGAUUAGUUUGUAAAUUAUGGAGCGAUGUCAUUGUCAAGCAGGUACCAGUUCGUAUAAAUUUCAAUAAGAAGACCAGCGAUAGCAAACAAUUGUUGGGAUUCUACCAUGUACAUAGAACCAUUGUAAAGUUUUCAAAAAUUUCAUAUCUUUCUUUUAGAGCCAACAAAUCAUUGGAUGUAGAUUUACUUUUAGAUUUAUUUAAUGGUUCACAAAAAAGAUUUUGUGAAUCAUUGGUCCAUUUGGAUAUUGGCAAAAUGGAAUUACAAACCCGUGACCCUAAAAUGCAACUCAUCAAUACCGUUUUAAAGAACUUCCCAAAUCUUGCAGUCCUCGAUAUCUCUGAAAAUGAAAUUAAUACAGCCUCUCUUAGAUUGUUUGCCGAUUCUUUAUCAAAUAACUCCUCUUUACAAUGUUUAAAUAUCUCUAUAAACCCAAUUGGUGACGAAGAGGGUUGCAAACUAUUGGGUAGUAAAAUCUUUAAAGAGUCAAGAAAUUCAAUUAGAUUCCUCAACGUCAGAGCAUGCGGUAUCAAUGGCGUUAGUAUCGAACAAAACCACAACAACUUUAAUGCUUUAGAGUCAUUGUUCUUUGACGACUCUACCAGUAGUUUAUAUCCAAAGGUACACAAAAUACACAGUUUAUUAGUAGGUCAUAAUCCUCUUGGUGUAAGUGGCGCUGCUACACUUGAAAAGUUACUUUUAAAGAACGAUUCAUUGGGAUAUUUAGAUAUGGAGUAUUGUUCACUUUCAACUGACGGCUUUUUAAUGCUCUCUAAAGCGCUCCUUCAAAAUAUUUCUUUAGAAUUCCUCGAUCUUUCAAAUAAUCAAAUUAAUUAUACCGAUGAGGUUAGACUCUUUGAAGAAAAUUUUGAAAAACACAGACAAUCAAAACUAGUACAUUUGGAAACCUCAAUGAACAAGUGGCAAUACGAAAAAAGAAAGCACAAUUCCGAAUCAUUUUUAUUCCCAUUACUCUGUUUAAAAAACUAUGACCUAAGAUACACCCUUGUCGAUUGCUUAUCAUCAAUAGAGAAUAAGGGAUACUAUUGUCCAUUAAAAUUUAGACAAUUAUCAGUCAUUUCAGAUAAACCUUUGUAUUCUCAAAGAAAGUGCGAAUAA